AUGGAUGAAGCAGCGAAAAAAAAACAUUGCAAUCUUCUGAUGUUCGAAUAUAAUCCUCCUUCUCCUUCCGCAUACAGCAAAACAAGUCACUCGAUGCCAUUAAUGAUUGACUACACUACAUCGCUGGAAAACAGUUGUAUUCAAAUACAAGAUAACUUUGUACUCACGUCCUUUGUCGAACCUAUUAGAGUAAAGCCACGUAAAUGUAAGCCUCCGACCAAGUCAACCAACGACGCGGCUAUGAAUAAUAUUGAUUCUGAUGCUAUUACUACGGGUGACACUAUUAAUACAAGUAUCAGUAACAACAUCUGGAAAUCACCUUCCGUCUCGACAGAUGAACGCGGUUUCCCUCUAAACUCCACCCAUCCGUCUCCGCUUGCACCCCCAUCGGUCUUGUCACCCGUAAUUUCCUCAAACAAGCUUAAACCAUCUCUUCCAACUGCAACUCACAAAUCCUCACCUCUUCCUAUUUUAUCCAAUCAAGUGUCUAGUUUAUUUAUGAAUGAGACCUCACAGAUUUCUCUUACUGAGACCAACCGUGCUCCUCGGCCACCGAAUGCAUUUAUUCUUUACCGUCGGCACACGCAGCCUUUGCUCAUCAAUCAAGAACCAAAGCUAAAAAAUUCAGAAAUUUCGAAGAAGUUGGCUCAAAUGUGGAGAGACGAACCGGAUCACGUAAAGCUACAUUGGCAAAGAUGCGCUGACAAAAAGAAGUUGGAACAUAUGAAGAAGUAUCCUGGAUAUAAACUCGCACAGAAUAAUUUUGAUGCCACUAAUAACGUUGAUAUUAACUAUGCUAAUAGCAAUAAACAUACGUAUUGUCAUAAUGACAUGUAUUCAUGUUCUGAAAUAACGAAUACGCCUGAAGUUGAUCCGACUGCCGAAUGGUAUCCAGCUAUAGACAUGUUAUCGCUCGGUACAUCCAAUGCGACUACUAGCAAAGUCGAGGAAAAUGAAGAAAUGCAUGCCAGCUUACAAGAAUAUUAUCAGAUGUUUACCGGAUUAGAAAACGUCGGCAAUAACCUGAGAAAUAUACCCAAUAUGAAUGUGACGAACAAUAUAAUUCACGCGAGUAACUUAAGUGGCAUGAGAAUGAAUUCCGAUGGGAAUGUCAACGGCAUCGAUGUACAUAAUAAUGCAAUGUUUAUGAACACAAGUAAUAUAUAUGAUGAAUAUGGCAACAUGAACGAAUGCUAUGGAGCAAGUAAUGAAUUCGCAAUGCAGCACAUAAACGCCUGUGUUGGCGACAGUACCAACAGUAGCAUUGGCAACGUUAUUUAUAAUAACGGUAUUAGCAACUGUGUAAUCUUUAGCCGCAAUGGGUUGAACGAAAGUCAGACAAUGUUUCCUGAAGAAAACGGUUCUUACUAUGUAGGAAAUGAAUUUAGUUAUUUAACGGAACAAUCUUUCUAA
Molecule: messenger RNA, 1413 nt
Organism: Paraglomus brasilianum
Lineage: Eukaryota; Fungi; Glomeromycota; Glomeromycetes; Paraglomerales; Paraglomeraceae
Source: the annotation of a GenBank genome assembly